Scleropages formosus (Asian bonytongue) is the source of this 1053-nucleotide messenger RNA. It is a transcript of the gene cybc1, whose product is annotated as cytochrome b-245 chaperone 1. The record is from RefSeq and is a predicted model, not a curated record. The transcript has 7 exons. NCBI's taxonomy places the organism in Eukaryota, Metazoa, Chordata, Actinopteri, Osteoglossiformes, Osteoglossidae. The coding region runs from base 129 to 722 and encodes 197 amino acids.
AAGGAAGUAACGCUUCUCUCAUGUGCUUUUCCAUGGUUCCCCAUUUCAAUAGCGGGGCGUUGCAGCUCAUUGUGAAGUUUACCCCCAUCUCCUGAGUAUUCUACUGUCUGAGAUCUUGGGAAGACAGGAUGGGCUACAUGAGGGUGGAGGAGCACACGGCCGCCCUCCUGCAUCUCAAGAGGUCCCCUGGGAUCCGCUCGUGGUCUCUGCUCGUCGGUAUAGCCUCUAUUGGCCUGGCAGCAGCCUACUACAGUUCAGAUAGCUUGUUAUGGAAGUUGUUUUACGUGACAGGCUGUUUCUUUGUGGCUCUGCAAAACAUGGAUGAGUGGGAGGAAGCCGUGUUUGACAAAUCCAGGGGGGAGAUAGUGCUGAAGACAUUUAGUCUAUAUGCCAGAAUACUAACCCUCUGGAGGAAAGGUCAGGAGAAAGUGGUGUUGCCCUUGUGGCACCUCCGUGACAUAAGUGUUCAGGAGGAAAAGGUGCGCUACCUGGGGAAAGGUUAUUUACUGGUGCUUCGCAUGGCUACAGGCUUCUCGCAUCCACUUACUCAGAGUGCCACUCUUGGUGGACGCAGUGACGUGGAUGCCCUGGCUGCCUUGUUGAAACGCUUUCUGGGCCUCGAAAAGCUCCAGCAGCAAAGGCAGUGCGAGGAAGAUGACAGAUUGGCAGAAGAUGAAGCAGACGAUUACAGCAGUGAUUCGGAGGAUCAGGAGGGCCAUUGACCCUUGUAUAACCCUUUGAACUUUCUUAGCCGCCGCCAAGAAAUGAUGUGCGGUAGGGUGUGAGAGGGUGUACCCUCGUCCCCAAGAAAAAGACCAGUUUUCUGACAUUCCACUUUACAUCUAUUCCUGUCAAUCUUCCAUUUUAGUAUUGCUUUUAUUUUAACUAAAUCUGUCCAAUUGCAUUCCACCAGGCAUCACUACAGCAUUCUGCACAGUGUAUGUGUGGUAGAACUCUGUUAUAGAUGAAAGAAAGCAGUUUGGUUGCCUUUCUGAACAGAAAAUACUGUUAAGUUAUUGAUGUGUACAUGUCCAUAAUAUACAUCAAAUGUGA